Molecule: messenger RNA, 1009 nt
Organism: Acanthoscelides obtectus
Lineage: Eukaryota; Metazoa; Arthropoda; Insecta; Coleoptera; Chrysomelidae
Source: the annotation of a GenBank genome assembly
UGACAUUUCAAAUUAAAGUCAUACUUUUCUGCCUGGAUAGUAGUGAGAUCCGUAGAUUCUAUACUUCCUACGCUUUCGUUGGAGGUUUCAAAGAAAAUGGAUGAGUCAAAUCGUUUCAAGAGACGAAAUCCAAAUGUGAUUAGGUGCAUGUAGACUAAGAGAUGGUUUAAGUAUUUGAAGCGACAUAAGGGUUGUCGUAGGGUAUUUGCAACGUUAGUUAUACGAAGAUCCCAUCUCAAGUGGCAAUCAAUUGUGACGGAUUUUCAGAUGUUAAAGGACAGCUUGGCAACAAUCGACAUCGUUUAUAUUAUCUGUCAAGAAAUGGACGUUAGGCAAUGCGCGAAACAAAAUGGUUAAGGAAUUUCAAGAAGAAAUUAAAAAAUCUCAACACAACACCUUUACCGUAGCAAGUAGGUACAAUCAUUUACGUUUUUCCGUGCAUUAAUACUAGAAAGAACAAGGAUCAGCACACGAUCUGACUUUUGUCUUCUUCAAACAUAUUCCACCUGAGUGUUCCAGUAAAAAUGUCAACCUGACAUGGAUAUGUUAGAAAAUCAGAAGGUUGUAAUGAAGGAUAAACAUAUAUUGCUAGCAUCUAAAUACCUGAAACAUGCAAAAAUCGUUAUCUACUUCUUUUCGGCUUCAUGGGCGGAAAACACACGCGACCUAGUUGAUAAGUUGAAAGUGCUUUACGAAGAAAAUCGGAAACGUAACACCAAAAUGGAAAUCAUCUACGUAUCCGCUGAUUCCGAAGAAAUGCAUUUUCAGAAGGACUUUUCCAGGCAAGGACCUUGGGCGGCUAUUCCAUUCAAGAAUAAUACAGCCGAUAUCCUGAGAUGGCGGUACGAUAUUACGUGCUUACCACAGAUAGUCGUUUGUAAAAAAAGAAGAUGGAUCGAUCAUAUCAAGGAAAGGUAAAGAUGAACUUGAGAAGCUGGGUAUCAACGUUAUUGUAAGAUGGACUGAAUAUAUUCAAACAUAAAAAUAGCAAUGAAAGAAUGAUUCGAGC